AAGACUAGAGGUCUUCUGCCUCACGGUAUGAAACAUGCUCAAGAACACGCAGUCAGACUCUUAUCUGAGUUUAACAAACUUUCUUCACCAUUUCUAUCUUGGUUUUUAUUUUAUUGUUAUUGUUUUCCACUACAGAGGCGCCAGUCAGAGGCAAGAGUCCAAGGACAAAUCUUUAUAUUUUUGCUCCUCAGAUAGAAACACUGUGACCUCUCUGGAACAAGAGCCCUUGUGACAGGUUAUGGUGAAAGUCUCUGUUGUCAUGUGUGCUGAGAUUUGUGGUUUUGCUGCACUUUGAUGUCUCUGCUGAAGCAUUUUCUGUCUUCGUGAAGACGAAACACCGAAGCAUGAACUGAGUCUUGUGAACACCUGGUCUCUGAUCUGCUGUCCCUCUGGUGCAAAAUGUUCCAAGAACAAGGAGCCAUCUCUAGAUGUCAAAGGCAAGCAUGUUGGUUUAUGAUGGCAUACUUUCUUCUCUUGGCUUCACCAAGCAAAGGGUUCCUUCCCAACUUCUGGUCCAAAGUGUUAACUCUGUCUUUGGACUCACACACACACCAGUACAUCACAGAGCAGGCCAUCCUCAACAUAACCACUGAGGUUUUGAGAGGAACCACAAAACACAAGGAGGACCACGCAGAGGAGGAGGCCAGAUUAGGCCGCAGCUUCUGGAGAGCCAUGAAAGAGGUGUCGAUCUCAAACGCAAACAUGGACUUCAUGAUGUCCACCAAGUUCAACCCAGUCUACCACUUUGACGCAGAGGCUAUUGACGACUCCAUUUUGAUGUUACGGCGGUUCUGGACUCAGAUUGUGCUCUCGGUACGAGCCAAAGAGUAUGAGAGCGCUCGAUUUACCCUGGGUCAGCUUUUACAUACCCUUCAGGAUUUCUACAGCCAUAGUAACUGGGUAGAAAUGGGCAAGAAAUCAAUUUACCUCCACCUCCUGCAACCAGAAGAACCUGCUGUUCCUGUAGCAAAAGAGAACACUCCUACCUGCGUUGACUGCUUUACUCCUACCUGUAGGAACAACCUCCUGCCGGCACUAGCGAACCCCCAGGGAAACGCCCAUCUGCUCACCACAGGCUACGACAGCUAUUCAAAGAAACCUAAAGGCAAAUGCAGCCAUGGAGGUAUUAUGGACAGAAGUCAAUAUUUGAGUGCCAGAGGAGGAAUCAAUAAAGACAGCACCUCACCGCUCUUCUCCCCUCAUCAUUACCUCCACAUGGAAGCUGCAAAAAUGGCCACUAACGCCACCCUGAGUUUACUGAGAGACCUCAAAGACACGGUGGGCCCAGAGGUCUUUCUCAAGCUUUUCAGAGUGAAGCAGGUUCCUGCGUUGGUGUUUGUUAUGGACACCACGGGCAGCAUGUUUGAGGAGAUCACUGCUGCUCGACUCAGGGCUCACUCCAUCAUUCAGAACCGAGCCAACGGCACCGAGCACCCUGGCACCUUUCUGCUUGUGCCCUUCCAUGACCCAGGGUUUGGACCCGUAUAUGAGGCGGACGACCCAAACCAGUUCAUGGAGUUCUUGGAGAACCUGAUGGCUCUGGGAGGAGGAGAUGAACCAGAGAUGAGUCUUUCUGCCAUUCAGCUGGCUCUCACACACAGCCCACCCUUGUCAGAAAUCUUUGUAUUCACUGAUGCUUCUGCCAAAGAUGAUUACUUGUUUGAUGCUGUGAAGGCCCUCGCCCUGGAGAAACAGAGCAAGAUAACUUUUCUCCUCACUGAAGACCCCAGCCACACGACGAGGGUGAGGAGGAAAAGGCGGAGCAAGGACUCUCUGUCUCCUGAUCGAUUCGCUCUCUACUCAUCUCUGUCCUCUCUCUCUGGAGGAAUGACGAUAUUUACCACCAACUCUGACAUCCACCGUGUCUCAGCUGUAGUGGAGGACAACAUAGCUGUUAACAAGGUGACCCUUCUCCAUGUGAAAAGUGAUCAGGAGUUAAUGCCUAGACAUUCCUUCAGAGUUGACAGCUCAGUGAAGAAAGUCACCAUUCACGUCACUGGCACCAUGACAGAGUGUAUCCUCACCAGUCCAUCAGCCCAAACUCAGUUUCUGCUGCGCGACCAGGGGCCCAUGGCAGAGGUGGAGUACUUUCAGGGUCUUUAUCGGAUCAGUCUGUCACCUCCUGUUCAGCCCGGUCAGUGGCAUCUGCAGGCCAUGAGUAAUGACCACAUCACAUUCAAUGUGAUAGCUGACAGCAGCGUGGAUUUCCUUUAUUACUUUGCCUCUGCACCAAAUGAGACUCAUCCGGGUCUGUCCAGGGUGGAGGGUUGUCCUGUGGCAGGAGCUCCGGUGUUUCUGGUGCUGACUGUUAAUGGCGUGACUUCAGCCGAGCAGGUAUCCUUUGAUGCAAUGCUGCUGGGGACUGAAGGACAGAGUCUUCAUCAGGUGAAACUGGACAGAUCUUCAUCUGGAUCAUUCAGCACCCUGGAGGAGCUUGUGGGAUUUGUGGAUUCUGUUCCUGCAGUUCCCUUCUAUGUUCAACUCAGGGGCACGGAUGUCAGAGGAAACAAGCUGGAGAGGGCUUCCACAGAGAUGGUUCUGCCCUCUCACAUUCAAAUACAGACAUCGUCAGCCCCCCACCUGGUUCCAGGACACAGAACAACAGUAGAUUUUGACAUUCUGAAUCACGGUCCUGCCCGACUCUUUAAUCUGACUGCUGAUGAUGACUGUGGAUACCUGCUCAUGAGAGGACCGCACAGGUUCCAUGUGGAGAAGCAGGGGUCUUUCCACGGUCAGGUGUAUCUUCUCACUCCUGCCUCAGCUCAGGCAGGAGUGACGGUCACACUUACACUCACUGUGCAUGCUCACGACCCUCCAGAGUCCAACUAUGCAGUGGUGUACUUGACUGUGGUCCCCCUGAACGCUGACGCCUCUCCACCAUCCUGCUCUGUUGUACGGGUCCAGUCUGACUGUACUGAAAUCUGCUCUCAGUCCAGCUGGAGCGUGUCUCUGGCUGUGUCAGACAGUCGCUCUGGCCUCGCUGCUCUUCAGGUGCACAAGGGUGAAGGUGUUCUGACUUUAUUUCACAGCUCUCCACCUGCAGAGCACAGCACUGGAGAGGCCCAUUCCUCUGAGCAGCAACAUGCUCACAAAAACACCGCAACCAGCAGAGGCCUCCACCAUCAGUAUGAACGCCACAACUACAGAGCCAGAUUAAAGACAGAGGACCCGCCGCUGAAUGUGUCCAAGUGGACUCUAGACUCGUCACAGCCUCUGUGGGUGACGUAUACAUCCACCUGCUGCUCAGAUCAGGCAGAAGUGCUGGUGUGGAACAGCGCUGGAAACAUGAAACGAUGCCCUCUCACAUCUGGACAGCAGAGGAGACACAAGGACAGAAGCACAGAAUCCAGUGGGGCUGGGCGGGCAAAACUAACCAUAGUCAGUCUCCUGCUGGUCCUACUUUGGCCCACACGACUAUAGACUGUUAAAGUAUUGGUUUUGUUGUUGCUUUUAGGUAACUUUAAUGUUUCAAAUCAGCAAAUAAUUUUCAUUAUCACACCAAAAUAUCCAGCAUGAACACAAGAGAAAACACUAUCCAGCCUAACAUGGCCCUGUGGGGAAAGUAACGGACCCCUAUGAAACUGUUUUAGAACACUUAGCAGGAAAAACUCAAAUCAAGCAUUUGAGGUAACCAGUAAUAAGUCUGUGUUUUGAUACCAGAGGGUUUUCCAGAGGAGUACAUACAUUUACACACUUGCCCAGGUUGGUUUGAGUAGUAUUCCUCCAUUAAUAAAUAAUACUAUCAUCUGAAACUGAGUUUUAUAUAAAUAUAUUUUAUA
This is a messenger RNA of Nothobranchius furzeri (turquoise killifish), 3779 nucleotides long. RefSeq names its product von Willebrand factor A domain containing 7 (gene vwa7). Lineage: Eukaryota; Metazoa; Chordata; Actinopteri; Cyprinodontiformes; Nothobranchiidae. The record is from RefSeq and is a predicted model, not a curated record.